AUGAAGCUCGUGCCGGUGGAACCAAGCGAGGUCGACGUUCGUCACUCCCAGAGCAUCAUUGGCAGUCUGCUGUAUCUCGCAGUGACGCCGCGUCCGACAUCAGCUCGCCACGUCCGUGCUCUCAAGAUUUUAUCCAGCAACCCGGCAAGCAGCACCUACACGCGGCCAGACAUGUCUGCAAGUACCUACGGGGCACGGCGGCUCUGGCAAUCAAACGCAAGUCACAUGUCUGACCCCUACACGUCGAAAGGGCAUGGAGGCCACCUGUUCACCAUCGCCGGUGGCCCUGUGACAUGGCUGUCCAAGAGGCUGCCUCUCGUCACAACAUCAUCGGCGGAGACAGAGUACGUCGCCGCUGCGCGCGCAGCACAGGCUGCGGUGUACCUGCGACAGCUCCUCCAGGAGCUGGGCUUCGACGUCGGCACCACACCACUCCACAUGGACAGCCAGUCUGCCAUGUGCAUUGCUACCAAUCCCGUGGCCAAGGGCGGCUCAAAACACAUACGGCUGCGUUAUCACCUUCUGCGCGAGCUCAUUGGCGAAGGCGUCGUCAAGGCAAUCUACGUCCAGCCACCGGCCGUCGACGGCAUCUUCUCGCCGAAUACGGUGCAGCGCCUCAAGCGUGGGCUGUAUGGGCUGAAGCAGAGCCCGCGCCUGUGGAACCACACGCUGGACGCCUGGAUGCGCGAGCAGGACUUCGUCGCCACAGCCACGGACGCCUGCAUCUACCGCCGCACCUGCAAGGGUGGCAAAGUGAUGUGGGUUGCCGUCUACGUGGACGACCUCCUCAUCUUCGCCGACAGCGACAGCGACAUGGCCGCGUUCAAGAAGGCCAUCUCCAAGCGCUUCAAGAUGAAGGACCUGGGCAGCCCAGACAUAUGUCUCGGCAUCAAGGUGCAGCACGACCGCAAGGCCAGGACCGUCACCAUGAGCCAGGAGCACUACCUGCGCAACGUGCUGGAGACCUUCGGCAUGGUUGACUGCAAGCCGUUCGGCACGCCGCUCUGCACGGGCUACGUCGACAGGCCAGCCGACAAAGGAGGAGCCACUCCCGGAUGUGCCGUUCCGCGAGCUGCUUGGCUCCCUCCUUAUGCUGCGACGAUGACGCUCAAGACAUCUCGGCGGCUGUCUCCAUGCUGUCUCGCCGCAUGCAGCAUUUUGGCAUGGAACACUGGAAGGCUGCCAAGCACCUUCUUCGCUACAUCAAGGGCACCUUGUCCUACACCAUCAACAGCGGCAGCACUGCCGACGGCGUGCUCUCAGCGUACUCGGAUGCGUCGUUCGCCUCCGACGUUUGACACGCGACGUUCCCGCACGGGCUUCGUCGUCUUCUGUUCCACGGGCCCCGUGUCCUGGAACUCCAAGCUGCAGGCCACCGUGGCCACAGCCUCCGCCGACGCGGAGUACAUGGCUCUCGCAGCCACCGCACAGGAACUCAUGUUCCUUCGCCAACUCCAGGAGGAGCUCACCGGCGCCGCCCUGUGCGAGCCCACGCUCGUGCACACGGACAACCAGCCGGCGCAGCGCGUUGCCGAACACGCCGCCUCGCGUAUGCGGCACAUCCUCGUCAAGUACCACUACAUCCGCGAGUGCGUCGACACCAAGAGGAUUGUGCUGAGCUACCUCGCCACGGAGCACAUGAUCGCAGAUCUCCUCACGAAGAUCCUCCCUCGGCCCAAGACGGCUCAGUUCUGCACGAUGCUGUUCGACCAGCGUCCUCUGCCAGGCUGCCAGCCACGGGCCCGUCCUCAUUCGGGCCGGUCGCCACGUCCUUCGACUCCGCGUCAGGACCUCUGA
This is a messenger RNA of Salpingoeca rosetta, 1797 nucleotides long. RefSeq lists its product as uncharacterized. Bases 1 to 1797 code for a protein of 598 amino acids. The transcript has 4 exons. The record is from RefSeq and is a predicted model, not a curated record. NCBI's taxonomy places the organism in Eukaryota, Choanoflagellata, Craspedida, Salpingoecidae.